ACAGAAGGCGGAAGUGAUAUAAUAGGAGAAAGUUUCACAAACAGUCCCGGCAGACUUUUGGCAGAGAGAGAAAGGAGGAGCGCCAGACGGAGAAGUUUGAAUAUCAUCUCGAGAAUCUAGAAGAAGCAUCACCAUGGCAGGUUUGAGAAAGGCAAAGAAGUACAACUGGAAGGAUUCCAACAUGGCGCUGUUCGGCUCCAAAACCGAUAGAGAAGUCAAAAAGUCGUCUGCACAGACAGAGCCAGCGUGGGAGGGUGCUGGCCAGGUCGAAGGAUUGCAGAUCUGGAGGAUCGUGAAAUUCAAGGUGACCCACUGGCCUAAGGAACAGUAUGGACAUUUCUACGAUGGAGAUUCCUAUAUCAUUCUUAAGACAACUGACAACCCCGGAAAUAGUGAAUUAGCCCUCCAUGUUCAUUUCUGGAUUGGGAAGCACAGUAGCCAGGACGAGUAUGGGACGGCGGCCUAUAAGACUGUGGAGUUGGACACACUGCUGGAUGACAGGGCCGUACAGCACAGGGAGGUCCAGGGGCACGAAUCCGCUCUCUUCAAAUCCUACUUUGAAACCAUUGUUACUAUGGACGGUGGAGCUGACACUGGCUUCCGUCAUGUAACACCGGAGGAAUACAAACCAAGGCUGCUUCACUUCAGCGGUAGUCGUAGGACAGUGGAGGUUAACGAGGUACCGCUUUGCAGGAGUUCACUUAAUACUAAUGACGUCUUCAUCCUCGACCUUGGAAGAGAAAUAUAUCAGUGGAACGGAUCUGACUCCAGCAAGGACGAGCGUUUCAAGGCGAUGUCCUUCCUGUCACAACUGAAGGCCGAAAGGUCAGCCAAGUCGGAGACUUUGGAGGAGAGCAUGCUGCAUGGCGAGCACAAAUUUUAUGCCGCCCUGACAGAGACUGCUGAACCCGAUGAUGACAGCGACGAUGAGGGAGGCGAGGACAGUGACGAUAAAUCAUUCUUCAAGGUUUCAGAUACUUCCGGAAAAGUUUCUAUGACAAAACUGAAGACCGGAGACGUAUCAUGGAGCGACUUCAAAGCUGAGGAUGUGUUCUUGCUUCACCACGGAAGUCUGGGCGUGUUUGUAUGGGUGGGUAAAGGAGCUUCGGACGCCGAAAAGAAGAACGGCAUGCCAUAUGCUCACAACUAUUUGCAGAAGCAAAAGAAGUGCUACCUUCCGAUCACCGUCAUUCGCCAAGGACAAGAUUCGGCUGACUUGACACUCGCCAUGAGUGCUUAAGAGUUCUAAUGACAUUGAUCAACAAUAUGUUGUUAAUCAUGCAUCAAGACGCUUUUUUCGUCAGUUGUAAACAAAUAGUUUAGUUGCUUGGAUUCAUAUUGUGCUUCCGUUAAUGGUAGAUUGUGGCCCCUGACCCUAUACCACUAAUAGCCGAAGGAUAUUUUCCGACCGACUACAUGACGUCAGACAGGAUGGUCACAUGAUAACGGAUCUUUAUCUAAAAGUAGUUAUUCAUACCCGAACACCGUUUGGAGUUUUAGUAUGGAGUAACGGUGGUAUUGAAACCUAAAUGUAUUUAUUGCACUUUUAUUUAUUUUAACUUAUCUUUUUACUCAUUUCCCUGUGUUAGGAAACUCCAAAAACACAAUGUUGAAAUGAAGGAAGUUUAACAUCAUAACGUAAAUUUCCGGAUCUUCAGAAAUUGACCUGGUGUCAAUUUCUUCACCUUUUACUGGGUUCCUGUGUUACCAAUGUAUUUUCACAAGUUACAUGUCCUCCGCAUUUUUUAUUUAGUGUGCUGUCUCUAUAUUUUUUUCUGUUGACCAAUACCAGUGUUUGAUAGUGUAUUGCGGAAGUUGAAGUUUGAAGUUGCUAUUGUGAGAGUUUCACAUUCCAACGCAAAUCUUAAGUCAAAAGUUAAACAAAAUUAAAAAACCAUAAACACUGUGUAUCACUGUUUUAUUCUGCGGUAUACUUUUAUAAUAAUUGGUGAGUGGAGCGAAAAUUAGCAAAUUUUAAUACCUCGCUAAAAUGUUCGUUUGGAGAAUUUGAAUUAUAUCUCAUAAUAAGUCGUUUGAAAAUGUAUCGGGAAAAUAAUCAUUAACGAAUGUUGACCAAAUUAUCGUUACACACUGUAACGCAUCAAUAAAUUCUUUUGUUUCCCUAUUCUGUUUGGAAUGUCGAUGAUGUACAGGUGCUAUAAAGCUGAACGUUUUUGAAAUUGAUUUUGCAGUCUACGAUGAUGUUUUGGGACCCUAUUUCUUUUUUCGUUUUUAUUUAUGUUUUGUUGAAAUCACUUGUUAAUAUUACUAUAUUCGUAUCUUUAAUGUCAAUUUCAAAAUUAAAAUAUAUGAUAUUGUGAUUUA
This is a messenger RNA of Mizuhopecten yessoensis (Yesso scallop), 2325 nucleotides long. Its product is annotated as gelsolin-like protein 2. The transcript is spliced from 14 exons. The record is from RefSeq and is a predicted model, not a curated record. The coding region runs from base 134 to 1240 and encodes 368 amino acids. Gene Ontology annotation, molecular function: actin filament binding. NCBI's taxonomy places the organism in Eukaryota, Metazoa, Mollusca, Bivalvia, Pectinida, Pectinidae.